GGGGCGUUAGGCCCAGCCCAGACGCCGCUUCGGCUCUUCCUCGUUGUCCAGCUCGGGCCUCCUCCAGAACCUGUGGAGGGCGGAGAAAGGAGAGGAGGAGGAGGAGGAGGAGGAGCCGCAGCCGCGCUCCUGACUGAUAUUAGAGGCCGACAUGGUGCUGCCCGUUUGGGUCCGGGCCGGCGGCGGGGCCUGGGCCUGGCGCCGGUCCGCGGGCCGAGUCGUUCCCGCGCGGCCCCUCAGCAGCAACAGCCACCCGAGGAGCACCUUUGAUGUCGCUGUCGUUGGCGCUGGCAUCGUGGGGCUGGCAUCGGCCAGGGAGCUCAGCCUGCGGCAUCCGACCCUCACGUUUGGAGUGCUGGAAAAAGAGAAGGAGUUAGCCUUCCAUCAAAGUGGACACAACAGUGGCGUUAUUCACAGUGGAAUCUACUACACACCGGGAUCGCUAAAGGCGAAGCUAUGUGUGGAGGGGUCAAUCCUCUGCUAUGAAUACUGCGACCAAAAGGGAAUCCCCUACAAACAGUGCGGCAAGCUGAUUGUUGCAGUUGAACAAGAAGAAAUUCCAAGACUCAAAGCGCUGUAUGAGAGGGGGCUAAAGAACAAUGUCCGGGGACUAAAACUGAUAACUACCAAAGAAAUACAAGCAAAGGAGCCUUACUGCCGGGGUUUGAUGGCCCUGGAUUCCCCAUACACUGGCAUUGUGAACUACAGGCAGGUGGCCCUAGCCUAUGCUGAGGAUUUUCAGGCAACUGGAGGAACCGUUUUGACUGACUUUGAGGUGGAAGAUAUGGAGAUGGUGAAAGAAAGUCCCGCUGGAAGUAAAGAAGGGAUGAAAUAUCCAGUCGUUGUUAGAAAUUCAAAGGGGGAGGAAAUCCAUUGCCGGCACCUGGUGUCCUGUGCAGGGCUUUAUUCAGAUCGCCUCUCUCAAAUCAGUGGUUGCAGUCCAGAGCCCCGCAUCGUGCCUUUCCGGGGUGAUUAUUUGGUGCUGAAACCAGAGAAGUGCUACUUGGUUCGAGGAAAUAUUUAUCCGGUACCUGAUCCACGUUUCCCCUUUCUGGGCAUUCAUUUUACCCCAAGGAUGGACGGGAGCAUUUGGCUUGGGCCUAAUGCUGUGCUCGCCUUCAAACGAGAGGGCUACAAAUUUUAUGACUUCAGCAUCCGAGAUUUUAUAGAUGCAACUGCUUACAGUGGCUUGUGGAAGCUGGUGCUCAGGAACCUCUCGUACGGGAUGGGAGAAAUGUACAGAGCGUGUUUCCUUAGUGCGCAAGUGAAGCAGCUGCAAAAAUUCAUACCUGAAGUUACCAUCAAUGAUAUUCUCAGAGGUCCAGCUGGUGUCAGAGCUCAGGCCUUGGACAACGAUGGGAACUUGAUAGACGAUUUUGUGUUUGAUGGAGGCACUGGAGACAUUGGCAGCCGAAUUCUGCACGUCAGAAAUGCUCCUUCACCUGCUGCUACCUCCUCCCUUGCCAUUGCAAAAAUGAUCGCCCGUGAGGUGGAGCGGAGAUUUGAAUUGUGAGAGCAAUACCGGAGGCUUGGACCUGAGUGAUCCCUCCGUGGUCAGGCACUGCGACGGACAAUAAAGGAAACAGCAGGAGGAAACUGUUUAUUUGGGGAGAAGCAGUCAGAAUGGAAACGGAUCUCACCCACUAGAUUGCCUUGUGGAAGACUCAAGUCUCACUAUGCUCUGAUUCUCCGUUCUCCCUGGACUAAGUAUUUAUUCUGCAUGCAUCAGAGAAGCAGACCAGCAGGGAGAGUGACCCAUUCUCUGUUUCUGUUCCAUGCAAAGAUUCACCAAUGCACCAGGGGCCCCUUUGGAACUCUCUGGAAAACAGGUGCUGUGAUUGGGCUACUUUCCCUCAAUUACCUGAAGAAGGCAGGGCAGUAAAGUAGCCAACCCAGAGGGGAAAUUCUCCCGGCCUAGGCCCAUCGAAAGCAUGAGGGAUGAGCAAGAGAACAAGAGUAGAUUGUGCCUCAGGCAUUGGAACCAAAAAUUAUUUUUCUUUAGCAAGUAAAAUAAGCAGUGUCCGUGGUUUGCUCCUGGGUGAUUUUGUCUUUUGUUUUAUCAUUGCUGAAAAUCAGGCCAUUCUCCAAAUUGCAGAUUGUUGAAUCACUAUUUCAUUUUGUGACAGAUCGUCAUGUGCACACAACCUUCCUUUUUCUGGGUGGUCGAGGCAUGCAAAGAUCAGAGUAGUACCAUGUGAGACUAUGACCUAAACUACACCAAUCAGGAUAUGGCACUAUGAAAGCGGUAUAUGAAAGGCAGGAGCCACACGACUGCUUUACAGCGGCAUUGAAGUGCACAGACAACUGUUGGGGCCCAUUGACACAGACCAUAUACCACUUCUAUAGUGCUAUAUCCUGCUUGGUGUGGCUCCUGCCUUUUAUAUACCGCUUUCCUAGUGAAAUAUUCUGCUUGGUCUAGAUUAGGCCUGUUUUUUAAAAAAUGAAGUGCAAGGUUGCUAGGAAAUGAGCCCAGAUCAGAAGAUACACAAUUAGAAAGUGAGUUUAUAACCGCCCAGAGAGCCCUGGCUAUGGGAGCGGUAUAUAAGUUUAAUAAAUAAAUAAAUAAAUUUAUACAAAACCUUGUUGUGUGUUGAGCAACAGUCAAAAAGGAAGGAAAGGAACCUCUCGUGCAAGCACUGAGUCAUUACUGACUCUUGGAGGGACGCCAGCUUCGCUGAUGUUUUCUUGGCAGGCCUUAUAGCGGGGUGGUUUGCCGUUGCCUUCCCCGGCUGUGAUUGCCUUUCCCCCAGCUAACUGGGUACUCAUUUUACCGACCUCGGGAGGAUGGAAGGCUGAGUCGACCCGAGCCGGCUGCCUGAAACCAGCUUCCGCUGGGCUCGAACUCAGGCCGUGGGGAGAGUUUCAGCUGCAGAAACUGCUGCUUUUACCGCUCUGCGCCACACGAGGCUCAGAUUUUUAAAAUCUGUUUUUUUUUAAAUAAAGUGCAAGGUUGCUAGGAAAUGAGCCCAGAUCAGAAGAUACACGAUUAGAAAGUGAGUUUAUACAAAACCUUGUUGUGUGUUGAGCAACAGUCAAAACUGCUCCAUAAAUACAAAAGUGAUGGACAAGUGAAUUUAUAAAGUUUUUUCUUUUCUUUAUUGAA
Messenger RNA from Elgaria multicarinata webbii, 3103 nucleotides. It is a transcript of the gene L2HGDH, whose product is annotated as L-2-hydroxyglutarate dehydrogenase. The record is from RefSeq and is a predicted model, not a curated record. NCBI's taxonomy places the organism in Eukaryota, Metazoa, Chordata, Lepidosauria, Squamata, Anguidae. The coding region runs from base 152 to 1513 and encodes 453 amino acids. The transcript has 10 exons. Gene Ontology annotation, molecular function: (S)-2-hydroxyglutarate dehydrogenase activity.